CGAGAAAAUAAUGGGGUUAAAUAUGCAAUUAUCUCAUUUUUAAGGGGCUUCUCUGCAUCGCCCUGAUUGGCUGUCUGGUUCCGUUAUAUUCUUUAAUCCGAUUCCAAAAACUCCCUUUUCCAGCAAUUAGAAUUUGUAAAUUGCUGAAGUUGGUAACCUGUUUGGACAUUGGGAUUUGGGGCGGAUUGAUGGCGGAGAUUCUGUGUUUUUCCGCCGGUGCCGGCAGACGGCGAUGCACGAUUGAGAUUUUGUGGGAAAAUAAUGGAAGAGUUGUGUGAUGUGUGCUGUCUCUCUAUCGCGUAAAAAAAAUUGGGAGAGAAGAAAAGGGAUCUGUAAAUUACAGACUGUGUAGGUAUGUUGGUGUGGGAAUGGGUUAUAGUAAGUUUUGGUGUUUGACGCGGAAUUCUGUUUUGUUAUUGGGAUUUUAAAGAUGAAGAGGUCGAAAGGGGAGUCUCAAAGUGUAAGGAGGUUCAAGUUACCGUACUUUCUGUUGGGUGCAGCUGCAUUAUAUUUGAUUCUUAUUUUCUUCAAGUCCCCUCAAUUUCUGGAGAGUGCAGCCGUUUUAAGUGGUGGUGGUAAUAGCAAUGGCAAUUUUCAUGGAUUCUCACUAGGGAAUGAAGCAGAGAUAAUUAAAUUAAAUGUCGGUUCUGAUGGGCUCCAUAGAAUAUUACAAAAUAACGAAAAUCAAGAAACUUUACAAGAGAAGGGAAGUCGCGAUCCGCAGAUAAAGCCAUCACAGUAUGGUCGAAUAACUGCUGAGAUCAUGAGGCAAAUGAAUAGGACCACUAACUUGUCUGUGCUGGAAAGAAUGGCAGACGAGGCUUGGAUUUUAGGGUUUAAGGCGUGGGAAGAAAUAAAUAAACACGAUGAAAAGGAUAUCGACAUGAGCACCAUACUUGACGGAAAGCCCGAGUCAUGUCCUUCGUGGGUUUCCAUGACUAAAGAAGAACUGGCCAAGAGAGAUUUCGUUAUGUUCCUUCCAUGUGGUCUUGCUGCAGGUUCUUCCAUUACGGUGAUUGGAACUCCUCGAUAUGCUCACCAGGAAUAUGUACCUCAGCUUUCUAAAAUGAGGGCCGAUGACGCGUUGGUUAUGGUGUCGCAGUUUAUGGUUGAGCUGCAAGGUUUGAAGGCUGUGAAUGGGGAGGACCCACCAAAGAUUUUGCAUUUGAAUCCUCGAUUAAGAGGUGAUUGGAGCCAUCAACAAGUAAUUGAGCACAAUACGUGUUAUAGAAUGCAGUGGGGAACAGCUCAGAGGUGUGAUGGUUUGCCAUCCAAAGGCGAGGAUGACAUGCUGGUUGAUGGAUUCAUGCGUUGUGAAAAAUGGAUGCGUAAUGAUAUCAUAGAUACAAAAGAGUCCAAGAUAUUUUCAUGGUUUGAUCGAUUUAUUGGACGUGCACAAAAACCAGAUGUAACGUGGUUAUUUCCCUUUAAAGAAGGACGGAUGUUUGUUCUGACUAUCCGUGCAGGAGUUGAUGGAUAUCAUAUAAAUGCUGGCGGUCGACACGUGACAUCAUUUCCAUACAGAAUGGGUUUUACACUGGAAGAUGCAACAGGAUUAGCAAUUAAAGGUGAUGUGGAUGUUCAUUCAGUAUAUGCUACCUCUCUGCCAACUUCUCAUCCCAGUUUCUCACCCCAGAGAGUAUUAGAUUUCUCUGAGAAGUGGAAAUCUCAUCCCAUACGCCAAGGUGGUGUUCAACUCUUUAUUGGGGUUCUUUCUGCCACCAAUCACUUUGCGGAACGUAUGGCAGUAAGGAAAACAUGGAUGCAAUCUUUACCCAUCAAGAACUCUAUAGUAGCUGUUCGCUUCUUUGUUGCACUGAAUCAAAGGAGUGAGGUGAAUGCAGUUUUGAAGAAGGAAGCUGCUUACUUUGGUGACAUAGAGAUUUUGCCAUUUAUGGAUCGUUAUGAGCUAGUAGUUCUUAAAACUGUUGCCAUCUGUGAGUUCGGGGUUCAAAAUGCAACAGCGUCUUACAUUAUGAAAGGUGAUGACGACACUUUUGUUAGGGUUGACACAAUCUUAAAAGAUAUUGAAGGUGUGUCCCCUGGAAGGUCCUUGUAUUUGGGCAAUCUAAACCUCUUGCACAGGCCUCUUAGGACUGGAAAAUGGGCUGUCUCUUAUGAGGAAUGGCCUGAGGAAAUUUAUCCCCCGUACGCUAAUGGGCCCGGAUAUAUAAUAUCAAGUGACAUAGCCGAGCAUAUUGUCGCUCAACAUGCGAAUCAUAGCUUACGGCUGUUUAAAAUGGAGGAUGUGAGCAUGGGAAUGUGGGUCGAGCAAUUCAACAGCACGAGAAACAACGUAAAGUAUACUCAUAAUUGGAAAUACUGUCAAUACGGGUGCAUGGAGGACUAUCACACGGCACACUACCAAUCUCCAAGACAGAUGAUUUGUUUAUGGGACAAUUUGAUGAUGGGGCGCCCUCAUUGCUGCAAUAUUUGAAGGUACAAAAUAAGCUAUAAGAAUAUUCAUGCUGGAAAUUUGCAAAUCGUGUAGGAUUGUCAAAUUCUUUUUGUGGCUUGGCAAUAUGUAUUUGCUUCGAUGAGAUGAUUGGAUUAGACGGUGUAUAGUCCGGGUUUAUGACAAUUUUUAACUGUGGAUUAGAUAGUAUUUUUUUAAGGUUUAUAGGAACGGAGAAGAGCUAUCGAACUCCUCCCUUGUCGAUGUUUUGUUGGAACUUAGGCUUGAAACACUAUGAAAUUAUUAGGUUUUAGGUGGUGUAGUUUUGCAUACAAGAAUCAAGAUGAUGAUGUAUGUAUAUUUAAGAAAUCAUUUUCCCACUUAUCUACAUUCUUGAUUAUUGAUGAAUGGUUCAAUUUCAAUCUCAA
Molecule: messenger RNA, 2823 nt
Organism: Erythranthe guttata (spotted monkey flower)
Lineage: Eukaryota; Viridiplantae; Streptophyta; Magnoliopsida; Lamiales; Phrymaceae
Product: Galactosyltransferase family protein
Cellular component (GO): Golgi membrane
Molecular function (GO): carbohydrate binding; hydroxyproline O-galactosyltransferase activity
Source: RefSeq, a predicted model, not a curated record